AUGAAACUUUUACUAAAUUUUAUUAUUUUAAUUUUUUCAAUAAUACAAAUAAAUGGGCAACUAUCAUCCUUUUCAUUAGAUUUAAAUACAAGAGUUAAUAUAAAUGGUCAUCCUCAUUUUAAAUUAGAUUAUUUUCCAGGAACAACAAAUACAAAUUAUAAAGGAAAUUUUAUUCCAGAUGUAGAAACAAAUACAGCAGUCAAAAAAUUUACAUUUACUCAAAGUUGCACAGUCACUAUAACAACUAAUUUUAUUACAAAUGGUUUUCUUUCACCAGCCCCAACAUCUGCAGAGUUUGUACCAGCAGGUGCUACAUUUAUUGAUGCCAAUUCAGCCUUAAUUAUUCCACAUGGCAUCACUGUUACAUUUUCUGGUACAAGUGCUGGUCUUUUCCCAGCUGUUAUUGUUAAAGGUAAAAUUGUCCUUAAUCCAUCUGUAGCCACAUCAUAUAGUGCAAUGAAAACAAUUAUUAUGCCAGGUGGUACUUUUGAAUCCAUUCCAACUCCAACUGCAAGUGAAACAGCCUCAUAUAAUCAUACAUUAAGAUUUGGUGCACAAGUUGAUUCAACUACCUUUCCAUCAUGGGACCCAAUGCAAACCAAUGCAUUAAUUUGCCUUGGUUGUACAUUUAGAACUCAAGGUGCAGUAUCCACUCCAGUUUGGUUCGGUAAUAACGCAACUACCUAUCCAUUAUCAUAUGGUGGUAAAUUUUUAAGAGACUCAACUUUCACAGAUGCUACACCAGUCGCAAAAAUGGUUGGAUCAGUUUCAGGAAAUGUAUUAUCAUAUACUCUCAACAGAUCUUUCAAUACUCUUGUCAAUAUUGGUUCAACAAUUUUAGAUGCCGCUGGCGAUUUUACAGGUGCUGGUUAUCUUUUCACUCGUACUUAUUCAAGAAAUGUUGUUUUCUUGGGUACAUAUAGAUCAUCACUUAUGUUUACUGGUAAUUCUACAGUAGAUAUUCAAAACUCAAUGUUUACAGAUGUUGGUCAUACCACCACCAGUCCAUUCAGUGAAACUGUAUUAGAUUCAUCAUAUCAAGUCACAUCAACUGGUACAAAUCCAUCAGAUAGAUACCCAAUUACUUUAUUACACAAUACUGUCGCUGUUAAUAUUCAAAAUAACGUAUUCAUUCCAAGUGGUGUUUUUGGACAAGGUUAUAACCCAAGAACAAUGAUCGGUGCUAAAAGAUCAUUUGGUACAAUUAAAAACAAUUCAUUUUUAUUAUUUGGCGGUACAAGUGGUAUUUCACUUUUACACGGUACUGAACAAUUCGAUAUUAGUCACAAUUGUUUUAUUUCAACCUAUUCCGAUACAACUAAUAUUAAUACUGCCACAUCAUUUAGAGAAUAUCCAGAUAUCAACUAUCUUAAUGGUGGUAUUAUUACAACAUCACCAUAUUCAACUUAUAACAACAAUGCAUUCGAAGGUAUUUUCAAAGGUGGUGCUAUUCAAGCUAUUCCAAUUCAAAAUAGAGCUACAACAUUUGGUUUCACAUCUGAAUAUAUUGCUGGAUCAUCAACAUUACUUCAAAAUAAUGUCGAUUAUAAAUCUAAUAACGUAUGGAAUAACCUUGUUUUUACAAAUAAUUUCUUUGCUGGUGAAACUGAAGUAAGAUUCUAUUAUCCAACAACAUUACAACCACCAUUAUCAGUAAGAUUCUUAGGUGGCUGGUUUAUUAAUCACAGAGCAUCAACAACCUUAUCUGCCAAUGUUGCCAAUGUCGAAUUAAUAUUUGAUUCAUCAAUUAUUCAAGGUACUUUAUCAAAGAAUGACGCCUACACUGGUUUAUCUUUUACAUACCUCAUUUCAAAUUCACUUAGAGGUACCUACAAUAGUGUUUCAUUAAAAAAUGUAUAUUCACCAUCUUCAUAUCAAUUCUUUUCAUCAACAUUCCAAUCUAAAUAUUUAUCAAUUAUCAAUUCAAUUUUUGCACAUUCCAACACUGCAUCAGAUACUUUCUUAUCUGGAUUUUCAUCUCAAACAUAUUUCGAAAACUUAAACUCAACUAAACUAUAUGUUAGCGGUUCAGUUUCUUCAUUCUCCCCAUUUUAUGGAUUUUCGAUUUCAUCAACUACCAAUGAAGUUGGUGCAAUUCCAAACUUUGAUAGUUCUUGGGGUUCAGGUCAAACAGUUAAACUUUCUACAAAUAAUGUUGCUCAAUUAACCUCCAAUAUUUAUACUCCACCAUAUAUUAAAUAUAUUACACCAGUUACCCAAACACCAACACCACCAUCAUCAGGUCAAUUCCCAGUUGUUGCCUCUUCUGCUGCUUCCACUACUGCUUAUGGUGGCUCAUACUUUGCUACUACACUUAAAUUAAAUGCUGGUAGUCUUAACUUUUAUCUUGGUAUCAAUUUAACACCAGAUGUAUCAGACACAUCAAGAGCUUUAUCAAUCUUUGGUAAAUCAUGGACUAAAUGUGGAUGGAUCAAUUCAAUUUGCUCAACAACCGGUACAUUGUCUAAAGUUGCAACCACUCCAACAUCAAUCCAAGGUACUGCUGCUGAUGUUAUUACUGCCGUCGAUGAACUUUCAAUGUUGUCAUCAUAUCUUAUUAACACUGUUAGUACAUCUGUAAACAGUGUUGUUAAUGUUGUUCUUCCAGCAAGCUCAAUGUUCAGAUUUUACAUUUAUACCUAUAAUCCAUCCUAUACUAGUGAUACUGUUAAUGCACUCCCAAGAUACGGUAUUAAAGUUAAUGGCAAAUAUCAAGAACCAUUCACUCAAUCAAUGUCUCCAUAUCAAAAAUAUCAAAAAAUUGGUCCAUUUUAUUGGAACAACGAUUUAACCACCACUCAAGCACUCUCUAUCGAAUGGGCAUACGAUAAUCUCAAAUUUGAAAUUCCAAUUUGUGGUAUUGAAAUUUACUCAAGUAUCUCAACUCCAUAUACUAUUCCAGUCGGUACAAGUGGUGCCGAAUAUACUCCAGGCGAAACAAUUGCUAGCGAUAAUGAAGAAAACGAACAUUCUAAUUCCUCUGCCCCAUCAUUAAAUAAUCACUACACCUUUAUAAUAUUAGGUUUAUUAAUAUUAUUUAUUCAAAUAUAAUUAUAAAUUAUAUUUUUAUAAUUUCUGUAUAUAAAAAACGAUCAAUACCAUUGCCGACUUUGGUACUAUUAAAAAAACACGCGCCAAAUAUAAAUAAAUAAAUUUAUAAAAUAUCAUAAUUCCUUUUACUUUAAAC
Molecule: messenger RNA, 3187 nt
Organism: Dictyostelium purpureum
Lineage: Eukaryota; Evosea; Eumycetozoa; Dictyosteliales; Dictyosteliaceae
Exons: 2
Coding region: 1-3051 (1016 amino acids)
Source: RefSeq, a predicted model, not a curated record